Messenger RNA from Pyricularia grisea, 1156 nucleotides. RefSeq lists its product as uncharacterized. Lineage: Eukaryota; Fungi; Ascomycota; Sordariomycetes; Magnaporthales; Pyriculariaceae. Bases 650 to 1156 code for a protein of 168 amino acids. The record is from RefSeq and is a predicted model, not a curated record. The transcript is spliced from 3 exons.
CCGUUCUCGACAAAUGAAUUGGUUGGAUUAAUUUAAUUAAUGAUCAACUUUGAACUCAUCCAGAUAACCUCCUCAAGUCCUCCGUCAUGUAUUAUUGUCAGCAGAGCAAGUGUCUUUACAAACCUCUAACGCGGCCCUCGAAUACGAAUUUGAUAUUCGCUCAUUCCGUUUGACGCAGUUGCCUUUCGACUUCUUCUAUCAGAUUAUCCUCAUUGAUCACAACCACCCAGCCUCGAAAUUUCUGGCAAAAAGAAAACCCUAGUGGGAAUUUCGCCUUUGAUUGACUAGCGGUUAGCUAUCAGUCGUGUUGUUUCGUCGUACCUCACCGGCCUCAAUUUUCGGGCUAUGCUCCGAAGAGUCUACGUCUGCUCUGCUUGAACAGCCUUUGCCUCGGACAAAAUAUGAACGAAGCAGUUGGCUAAUCCAGGUCCCGGCCACAGCCUAGUCCAUGGUUAAUGGUCCCGGUUGGAGAUCGACUGGCUAGUGCAGAGGUGUAGCCUCGUUGAAGAUCUGACAAUAGACCAUGGCGGUGAACAUCCAGUCACGAGUGGCUGCAUGACAGUUCCUAGAGCUUCUGUUGUGUGCUGUCGGCUGCAUAUAUCCCGAAAGUUGCAGCCAAUGAUGCAGUGCGUCGUCGUCACGCAGCCGGAUGCCUGGCAUGACCGCCCGGCAGCCAGGAGUCAACAGAAUCUCCAUGGGUCUUGCCAGGCCGCAGGCGAAACUGGCAGACGCCUGCGCAGAAGGCAAAGUUGAGAACGACAAGAGCGCAGCCGCACAAUGUAGCGAUGGCCACCUGCGAAUCAUAAGCAUCCUCCUGCUGACCCUUCGUCCCUUUUCCUUGCCGCCGCCGGGUGGCCUGACGACGGGCUGCAAUAACAGGUUCAGGGCUAUCUGGACUUGCUCGUCGGGAAAGACGAGAUCAUCAUCCUCGGGGCCGGGAAGCCGUCGCAAAAGCCGUUGCUGGGCCGAGCUGAUGAGGGCGAAGCAGGAGGUGAAGAAGCUCCAGUUCCACAGCAUCUUGGCCACCCAGAUUGUCUUUUCGGCCGUCGGCCAAGAGAAGACGCCGACGACGGCUGCUGCGGACAGAGCUGCCUUUAAAAAAAGAAAACCCUGUGAGCUUUCUGCUUUGCCUUUGGGUAUUCGGGCGAAAAUAUAG